AAUCCAGUCCCAUGUUUAAAUGUGGCGCUCAGUGCGUCACCGCGGCGCGCCUGGGCUCCAUCAGACGCGUUUAGUUGAGGUGGAGGAGAGCGGCGCGCGCCUGCACUGUCAAGUGGACGGAUGUGCAGCGAUGCCCUUGCAAAUGAAAGCUCCUGUGAAGGUUUCGGAAGAGCAAAGUCGGUGAUUUCUUCUCAAUGGAGGAACAAUAGAGAGGACGAGUUCGCAGCGUUUGUGAGAAUAAGACCUGAGGGUGGUAGCGCGCUUUAUGGCAGCGGCCUGCGGGUUGUCGGGAGAAGCCGGGGGCUGGAUUUGACAUGUCGCAGAAAUGUACUGUGUUAUUUAUGGUCAGAAGUUGAUGCCAGAGCUGGCGGAGCUUCACCUUUACUUCUACCCAUUCCAUCUGAUCGAUGCCUGCUUCCUGUACGGAGGCACUGAAAUCUGAAAUCUGGAGUUCCAUCUUCCCUUGCUAUCUUUUCUCUCCUCGCUCAUCUCAUACCAUCCCAUCCACCCUGUGUAUCCAGCUGCUUUUUAUUCCUUUUCCCUCAGUCUCUCCUCUCCCCUUUCCAUCUACCUCCUCAACCUGGAAUUAUUUUUGCAAAGUCUUCUCCAUCAUGGCUUGCUUUGGGCGGUCUCUGGAUUCCCCGUGCACAUUAGCCUUGCUGAUAGGCUUUCAGUUUGCCUUUGUGCUCUAUUUCUCCCUUGGGGGCUUCAGAGGUCUGGUUUCUGUCCUGGUGCACACCACAGAGCCAGAGUUUGAUUACUCUCGACCUCAUGACGUCUACACCAACCUCAGUCACCUCGGAGUACCGCCUCCCCCACCUCGGAACUCUGGCGCUGGGCCUCCAGCUUCAGGACAACCGUUGAGAGACUGCCCCAUUAUCUCCCCCCUGCUGGUUGGCCCAGUAUCUGUCCAUCUUUCCUCUCCCCUGUCUUUGGAGGAGAUCCGACAGAGGAACCCUUUAGUGUUACCCGGCGGACGUUAUCGGCCUCCAGACUGUGAACCGCGUCACCACACAGCAAUAGUGGUACCGUUUCGAAACCGACUAAGCCACCUCCGCUCCUUGCUGUACCACCUGCACCCUUUCCUGCAAAGACAGCAGAUACACUACAGCAUCUACAUUGUUCAACAGUGGGGAAACGGCACUUUCAACCGAGCAAAGCUGCUUAACGUCGGCGUGCGAGAAGCUCUUAAAGAUGAAGACUGGAGCUGCAUUUUCCUUCAUGAUGUCGACUUGUUGCCUGAGAACGACCACAACACCUACACCUGUCACAAACAGUUUCCCACACACCUGUCUGUGGCCAUGGACAAGUUCAGAUACAGGCUGCCAUACCCUCAGUAUUUCGGUGGCGUGUCUGCAGUAACACCAGAUCAGUAUAUGAAGAUAAAUGGUUUCCCCAACCAAUACUGGGGCUGGGGGGGAGAAGAUGAUGACAUCGCUGCCAGAGUGCGGUUGUCCGGUAUGAAGAUUGUGCGCCCUCCAGUGGCUAUCGGCCAUUAUAAGAUGAUCAAGCAUAAAGGAGACAAAGGCAAUGAGCAAAAUCCACGCAGAUUCGACCUCCUGAAAAAGACAAGACUCAACUGGCACUCUGACGGCAUCAACUCGUUGACUUACGAGCUGCUUUCCAAAGAGCUGGAGCCGCUCUACACCAACCUAACCGUCAACAUAGGGGAGGACCCCCGACUGAUCCAGGGUAAAGCUCAUAGUGCUGUUAAAGCGACGCCUGUCCAACAACGUAGCUCCAGCAAGGACAGAGCCCCUGCUAAAGAAGAGAAAAGUCUAAAGGAAGCUGUGAUGCGAAAUAACAUUUUGGUCAAGCCGUCUGGUGAGAAGACUGGGCCUAUCCUGACAAAGACCGCAAAUGCAACCACACAGGAAAAGUCAGGAGUGAUGAAAUAAAAGAUGUUGAUUGAGAAAUAAUUUCACUCGUAGCAUAAAGUGGCUUCCUUCUUCAUUUUGAUCUGACAGACAAAAUGAUGGUAAGCAGCACUGAUCUAUUGUAUUAAGGGUAGUUAUGCUGUGGAUCACAAACACAAAGCCUGAUUUGUUUACUGAUGUGCAUUCAGGACUGUUAAACCCCUUUUUGUUGGGUUAUCGGCAGAAAGUGACGCUUAACACUGGCAAUGAAAACUAUAGGACGAGAAAUAGAUACAAAAAAAACCACCAAAAAACUGGUUGGACCAAAGGAAAGGCCUCACAAGCUGACUUAAAAUGAGAUGGCAACAUACACAGACUUUGUAGACUGGACCCGCAAGUUGCAAGCAACUCAUCUGCAGAGCUGCAGCUUCAUUCAUCCCCUCCUAUGAAAAAAGAAAAGCUGCUGCUCUCCAUCCACCUCUCUCUGCGGUGGGUUUGUGUUUCUGUGCCUUCUCUCUUUUAUGCGCAUUUUAUAUACUGAUAGAGAUGCUUUUAGGGACUAAGAUAGAGUACUGUAUGGUUGGCUUCUCCUGCCAUUUGGGAGGAUAAAGCUGAUUCUGGACAACAGCAAAGCCCUGCUGGUUUUAUAUAUUUGCUUGCAUCGAAUCAAUCACUGUCCAACUCGGUAGUUUCUGGAAUAUCCUAGAGUUUAUAUUUAUAUAACUAUAUAUAGAGAGACAUAUUUAUUUGUGUACUCCCGAAGUUUUAAUGUCCUUCAUUACAGUCUGGUGCCUCUCUCUAUGACGUUUAGUUUAGAGACAAUCAAAUUAAUUGGGAGUGUAAACUGUAUCCAAACACAUAAAAACUAUGUGGCAUGAUAGUUGUUGUCUAGUUCGACUAUAUUGAUACACUAAUAGAAUUGUGUUUUUGCUGUUACCAGUUUUUUUUUUUUUAUUUGAAUAAUUUCAUUUUAGAUAAGGCAGGAGUAAAAAUAACAGGGCUGCUGCUUGCAGAAAGUAACAUUAUGUACACAACAAGAAUAAUGUCAAGCUAGUGUUCUAAAGUGAUUAUGGUGACAAAGCACUGUGCGGAGAAUUAGCUAAGAACAAAUGUUUGCCUCUCUCUGUCUGUUUAAUUUGCUAUUAUAAAGCUUUAGUGACUUAGGCAAGAAGGAUUAAUCUGUGUGAAUUUUUUUUUUUAUGUGAAAAUUCUGACAGCUGUCUGAUCAGGACAUGCAUGUAGGUUAUGUACUUGUAAAGGCUAUCAGCAGCUUCAUUUCUUUUUGUAUCAUAUCAGCCAUUCUGAAUGUACUUUUUAGUGUUUAUUCUAUUUUACGUUUUUCAAAAGGAGAGUCAAGUUACAGUGCCUUGCAGAAGUAUUCAUGCUCUUUAAACUUUUUUACAUUCUGACAUAUUACAACGAUAAACUUCAGAGUAUAUUGUUUGGACUUGAUGUUAUAGAGGAACAACAGUAGUGCAUAGUUUUGAGAAAGAGAAAUGAGACAGAUUUUGCUGUUGUUAUUUUACCAGAUUAAAAACAAUAGCAGAAGUGUGGUCUGCAUUUGUAUUCAGAGUAGGACUGAAACAAUCAGAUUAAUCAUGACUAAUCGAUUGUUAAAAUAAUCGUAAACUAAUUUAGUAAUCGAAUAAUCGUUAACUGGAGUAUAGAGACUCUAAAACAUGGAUUACCUGACAGAUCGACUCACUUAGAGCAGUAAUGAU
This is a messenger RNA of Cyprinodon variegatus (sheepshead minnow), 3577 nucleotides long. It is a transcript of the gene b4galt3, whose product is annotated as beta-1,4-galactosyltransferase 3-like. Gene Ontology annotation, molecular function: glycosyltransferase activity. The coding region runs from base 408 to 1898 and encodes 496 amino acids. The record is from RefSeq and is a predicted model, not a curated record. Lineage: Eukaryota; Metazoa; Chordata; Actinopteri; Cyprinodontiformes; Cyprinodontidae. The transcript is spliced from 7 exons. Gene Ontology annotation, biological process: galactosylceramide biosynthetic process; carbohydrate metabolic process.